AGAUUGGCAUGUACUACUAGCCUCGGGCAGGGGUUAGGGGUAGCUCGUAUUUACACCUGAGGAGACUUUGCUAAGAAACAUCCCCUUAGUCACGCCUGACCCAAAUAUAUCGAUCUAGGAGUAUACUUAAAAUAGUAGCUCCUAAGAUAUUUGGGAAAUAUCCUAAUUUAUUUGACAUUUGUUUAGCGUAGUUCACAUUCUUACCCAUAUCGCUUAUGGAGCCGUCCUAACUGCUGACCUUUUCAAGAUGGCGGUCCGAGGACGCCACUCUCGGGCUCGCGCACCUCCCCAAGAUGGCGGCGCCCGAGGCCUGGCGCGCCCGGAGUUGCUGGUUCUGUGAGGUAGCGGCGGCAACGACCAUGGAGGCCACGUCCCGGGAGGCGGCGCCAGCGAAGAGCUCGGCCUCGGGCCCCAACGCUCCCCCCGCCCUGUUCGAGCUGUGCGGGCGGGCGGUGAGCGCCCAUAUGGGGGUUCUGGAGAGCGGGGUGUGGGCCCUCCCAGGCCCAAUACUUCAAAGCAUCUUACCUCUGCUGAAUAUAUAUUACUUGGAGAGGAUUGAGGAAACUGCCCUCAAGAAAGGCCUCUCUACUCAGGCCAUCUGGCGCCGACUCUGGGAUGAGCUGAUGAAGACAAGGCCUUCUAGUUUGGAAAGUGUGACCUGCUGGCGAGCCAAGUUUAUGGAGGCUUUUUUUUCCCAUGUUCUACGUGGGACCAUUGAUGUGUCUUCUGACAGGCGACUGUGUGACCAGCGCUUCUCGCCUCUUCUGCACAGCUCCCGCCAUGUCCGACAGCUCACCAUCUGCAACAUGCUGCAGGGUGCAACCGAGCUGGUGGCUGAGCCCAACCGCCGGGUUCUGGAGACCCUGGCCAGUUCCCUGCACACCCUCAAGUUCCGCCACCUGCUGUUCUCUGAUGUGGCUGCUCAGCAGUCACUUCGCCAGCUGUUGCAUCAGCUCAUUCAUCAUGGGGCUGUCAACCAAGUGUCGCUGUACUCCUGGCCUGUGCCAGAGUCAGCCCUUUUCAUCCUUAUCCUCACCAUGAGUGCUGGCUUCUGGCAGCCGGGCCCUGGUGGCCCACCCUGCCGCCUCUGUGGAGAAGCCUCCCGAGGCCGGGCCCCAUCCCGAGAGGAAGGGUCCCUCUUGCUAGGCUCACGCCGGCCUCGCCGAGAUGCUGCUGAGCGAUGUGCUGCAGCCCUGAUGGCCACCCGGCGGAAGAGUGAAGCCAAGCAGAUGCCCAGAGCUGCACCUUCCACUCGGGUAACACGCCGGAGCACACAAGAGAGCCUGACAUCAGGCGGGACAGACCCUAAGAGGGAGCUGUACCCUCCAGCCACCUCCCAUGAGGCUCCUGGCACCAAGCGGCCACCCUCUGCUCCAGCCGCCACUUCCUCUGCCUCUGCCUCUGCCUCCUCUUCCACAUCCUCAUCCAAACGAGCUCCAGCUAGCUCAGCCCCACAGCCUAAGCCUCUAAAGCGUUUCAAGCGAGCUGCAGGGAAGAAGGGUGCUCGCACCCGUCAGGGGUCUGGAGCAGAGUCUGAAGACCUGUAUGACUUUGUUUUUAUUGUGGCUGGUGAGAAGGAGGAUGGUGAAGAGAUGGAGAUCGGGGAAGUGGCCUGUGGAGCUUUGGAUGGAUCAGAUCCCAGCUGCCUGGGGCUUCCAGCACUGGAGGCCUCCCAGCGAUUCCGCAGCAUCUCCACCUUAGAGCUAUUCACAGUUCCUCUCUCCACGGAGGCAGCCCUGACACUAUGCCACCUGCUGAGCUCCUGGGUGUCUCUGGAGAGCCUCACACUCUCCUACAAUGGCCUAGGUUCUAACAUCUUCCGCCUACUGGACAGCCUGCGGGCCCUGUCAGGUCAGGCUGGAUGCCGCCUCCGUGCCCUGCAUCUCAGUGACCUGUUCUCACCACUACCCAUCCUGGAGCUGACACGUGCCAUCGUGCGAGCCCUGCCCCUGCUACGAGUCCUUUCUAUUCGUGUCGACCACCCAAGCCAGCGGGACAACCCUGCUGUGCCAGGGAAUGCAGGGCCCCCUAGCCACAUAGUUGGGGAUGAGGAGAUACCAGAAAACUGCCUGGAGCAGUUGGAGAUGGGAUUUCCACGGGGAGCCCAGCCAGCCCCACUGCUCUGCUCCGUACUGAAGGCCUCAGGUUCUCUGCAGCAGCUGUCCCUGGAUAGUGCCACCUUUGCCUCCCCCCAGGACUUUGGGCUUGUGUUGCAAACACUCAAAGAGUACAACCUAGCCCUGAAGAGACUGAGUUUCCAUGACAUGAAUCUGGCUGACUGUCAGAGUGAGGUGCUCUUUUUGCUACAGAAUCUGACUCUUCAAGAGAUUACCUUCUCCUUCUGCCGUCUGUUCGAGAAGCGCCCAGCCCAAUUUCUGCCUGAGAUGGUUGCUGCUAUGAAGGGCAACUCCACACUGAAGGGCCUUCGGCUGCCAGGGAACCGCCUGGGGAAUGCUGGCCUGUUGGCCCUGGCAGAUGUUUUCUCAGAGGAUUCAUCCUCUUCUCUCUGUCAGCUGGAUAUCAGUUCCAACUGUAUCAAGCCAGAUGGGCUUCUGGAGUUCGCCAAGCGGCUGGAGCGCUGGGGCCGUGGAGCCUUUGGUCACCUGCGCCUCUUCCAGAACUGGCUGGACCAGGAUGCAGUCACAGCCAGGGAAGCCAUCCGGCGACUCCGGGCCACUUGCCAUGUGGUUAGCGAUUCGUGGGACUCAUCCCAGGCCUUUGCAGAUUAUGUCAGCACCAUGUGAUGGGGCCCAUACCUCACAGACCCAUGUUCAGUACCAUCAGCUUGCAGGGGCUGAGGCAUGGGCUGCCCAGAAACCCCAACCACCAGUUCUGUCCUUCUCUAUCACCCUUUUUCUCUUUUUCCCUUCUUCCCUUGCACUGAGGUCCUGGAGGCCUUGAUGGAGCCCAACAAAGGCAUUCCCACAGCUGGGUUUAGAGCCUUUGGGCCCCUUACUCAGUAUCCUGCGAACCCUGGGCCAGGAUUACAGUUUUCAUCACCAUCACUGAAGACAGUUCCCCUCCCCCUGCCCUGGGGUUCCUGCCUUCCCACCUUAAGCAGGUACCCAGGCUUUAGAGAAGUGUAGGAGUGCCCACUACCAGGCCUUUUCCCUGCUGGGCUUACCAUGCUGUUCCCAGGCCUCAGUCCCUUUCAUACCUUUAUUCCUUUCUUUUUUUUAACCAAAAAAGUUUUUCUUAUAAAAUAAAUUUUGGGCAAACAUCA
Messenger RNA from Lemur catta (Ring-tailed lemur), 3223 nucleotides. RefSeq names its product leucine rich repeat containing 41 (gene LRRC41). Lineage: Eukaryota; Metazoa; Chordata; Mammalia; Primates; Lemuridae. The transcript has 10 exons. The coding region runs from base 294 to 2744 and encodes 816 amino acids. The record is from RefSeq and is a predicted model, not a curated record. Gene Ontology annotation, cellular component: cytoplasm; nucleus.